Ustilaginoidea virens is the source of this 1536-nucleotide messenger RNA. RefSeq lists its product as uncharacterized. Gene Ontology annotation, biological process: Golgi localization; endoplasmic reticulum to Golgi vesicle-mediated transport; retrograde vesicle-mediated transport, Golgi to endoplasmic reticulum. Bases 1 to 1536 code for a protein of 511 amino acids. The record is from RefSeq and is a predicted model, not a curated record. Lineage: Eukaryota; Fungi; Ascomycota; Sordariomycetes; Hypocreales; Clavicipitaceae. The transcript is spliced from 5 exons. Gene Ontology annotation, cellular component: COPI vesicle coat; cytosol.
AUGGUUGUUCUGGCGGCUUCAAUUUGCACCCGCGGCGGGAAAGCUGUCCUCUCCCGCCAAUUUCGAGAGAUGCCACGAUCGCGGAUAGAAGCUCUCCUCGCCUCGUUCCCCAAGCACGCCGACAGCGGCACUCAGCACACAACAGUUGAGCAGGACAAUGUUCGAUUCGUCUAUCAGCCUCUUGAUGAGCUCUACAUGGUUCUCAUCACCAACAAACAGUCCAACAUCCUCCAAGACAUUGAUUCCCUACACCUCUUCGCCCAAGUUGUCACAAACGCGUGCCGUACCCUUGACGAGAGGGAGAUCACUCGGAAUGCCUAUGAGCUCCUCAGUGCUUUUGAUGAGCUCGUUACCCUUGGUUACCGCGAGAAUCUUACCAUGAGCCAGAUCAAGACAUUUUUGGAGAUGGAAAGUCAUGAGGAGCGCAUCCAGGAGAUCAUUGCCAGAAAUAAAGAACUCGAGGCAGCCGAAGAACGAAAGCGAAAGGCCAAGCAGCUUGAAAUGCAACGAAAGGAGUCUGCGAGGGGCAACCGCGGCAUGCCGCGAACCCCUGUUUAUCCCACCUACACACCUCCAGCGAGACCCAGCGCCACGGAUUCGUACGACUCGUACGAAGCGGAGAAGAACAAAACCUAUAGCAAGUCCUUGGCUCCCAAAGCCAAAGGCAUGCAGCUGGGAAAGAAGUCCAAGACCAACGACAUGUUUGAGAGGGUGCGCGGCGACCUGGGCGGCCAAGUCGAUGACUCUCCUCUGGUAACUCCUGCCCACACCGCCGUCACUCAGCCUGCCGAGCCCCGUGUCUCUUCAACACUGGAUCGCGACGCCGUUCACGUCACCAUUUCAGAGUCCAUCAGCGCCAGCCUCUCGAGGGAAGGUGCGGUCAAUUCGCUUUCUAUUAGCGGCGACCUCGCCUUGCGCAUUUCCGACCCCAGCGUGACCAAGAUCAAACUUGGGUUGCAAGCGAUGCCGUCUCACGGUGCUCAGUUCCGAACCCACCCCAAUGUGGACCGCAACCUGUUUAAUAGUUCCAAGACCAUCCAAAUGAGCAACACUGCACGUGGGUUUCCGGUUAAAAACGCAGUGGCAGUUCUCCGAUGGAGAGCAUCGCCAAAGGUCGACGACAGCAGCGCCUGUCCCAUCACUUUUACCGUAUGGAUCAAUAAUGAUGUCGGCAAGUACAACAUCACUGUUGAGUACGAGCUUACCGGUGGCGAUGCAUUGAGGGAUGUGAGCAUCGCCAUUCCCUAUGUAGGAAGCGAGCCUGUCGUGUCCAGCUACGAUGCCACGUACGAGGUCUCGGGAGACAUGUUGGAGUGGAACAUUGGUUCGGUUGAUGACGAAAACCCCACCGGCUCAUUCGAACUCGAGGCUGAGAGCGGUGAUGAGAAUGACUUCUUCCCAAUGACUGUCAGGUUCAGUAAAACAAGCCCUUAUGUAGACGUUGAUGUAACAAAAGUAUCCCUGUUGGAAGAGGAUGAGGAGAUUACCUUUUCGAAAGAGAUCAAGUCCACUGCCGACAAUUACUCUGUCGAAUAG